Trichophyton benhamiae CBS 112371 is the source of this 3402-nucleotide messenger RNA. RefSeq names its product high affinity cAMP phosphodiesterase, putative. Gene Ontology annotation, molecular function: 3',5'-cyclic-nucleotide phosphodiesterase activity. The record is from RefSeq and is a predicted model, not a curated record. Lineage: Eukaryota; Fungi; Ascomycota; Eurotiomycetes; Onygenales; Arthrodermataceae. Bases 1 to 3402 code for a protein of 1133 amino acids. The transcript is spliced from 4 exons. Gene Ontology annotation, biological process: signal transduction.
AUGGACGCUGCAGCUGCGGCGUGUUGGGCCGUCUACCUCGACGACAGGGUCGACUGCGAGCGCUGGAUAGACAGAGACGGCGAGCAGCUGCACGAGUCCGCUGAGCUCGCGGCCAACCUCGCCCGCAUCCUCGCCAUCUGCAGACAGGGUAAUACUCCUGCUACUCCUACUCUUUACUUUCUUCUAAUACUAACUGGAACAGUGUAUGUGUGCAACUCGGGCAAGUCGUUCGCUACCAAGAUCGCCGAGCUGACGGAUGCCGGCCGCGAGGAGGGCGACCCAGACGCUGCCAUCGUCCCCGUCCUCGCCUUCAUUGAUAUCGCUGUCUCAGGGGACGCAGAGUCCUCGCACGUCCGCCGCUCUUCCCUCAACCUCACGCCGCUCUCUUCGCCUCCAUCCCAGCCUCAACCGCCUCACCAGCACCAGCACCAGCACCAGCAUCUCCCUCAGCAGGCCCAGGGACAGCCUUCCGCGGUCUCCCCAUCAACCUCCAGGCGCAGUCUUGCAUUCUCCUCCGAGUCCGAAGAGCUGUUCGGACUCCACCUGCUCUCGCGCUUCUCCGCAGAUAUUCAGGCCCGCGAGACACCUCAUGCCAUCAUCCCAAUCGCCAUCCUACGGAACGUCCGGCCCCAGCCCUCGCCCUUUUCUUCCUCCGCACACGUCCUGCGCAGCGGCAAGAAUGUCGAGCCUGCGACAAAGCCAAGCUCCCGCCGUCCGGACGACCGCCAGAUAAGCCGCUGUCUCGACGCAGGUGCCAUUGACGUCCUUGUUUCGCCCAUAGAUCAGUCUAGGGUCCAGGGCCUGCUCAUCCAUGCCUACCGCAUCCGCAGGGCUGCGCAGAAGGAGAACAGUCGCUUCAUGGCUGCCUCCGGUCAAAAGAUUCGCAAAUACUCCUGGGUCGGCGUCAGUUCGACCGCAGAGGAUGAAAGACCCUAUGCUUAUCUCAGAGAGGCCAUGGUCUCCAAAUUGAUGAAGAGGAUAUGCAAUCCUGAAGAAGCCCUCGACGACUCCCUGAUCAGUGAUGUCUGCGUCUCAGACGAACGCAAGGAGGAAGUCAAGGCUGCCAUUGCUGAAUGGCAUUUCUGUGCUCACGACUUUACCGAUGAUGAACUCUGCUAUGCUUCCUGUUUGAUGUUUGAACAUACCCUUACCAUACCCGACCUCGAACACUGGCGCAUCUCUUCCGAAUCUCUGCGGGAGUUUGUGCUUUCGUGUCGCGCGGCUUACAAUUCCUUUAUACUCUACCACAACUUCCGCCAUGCAGUCGACGUCCUACAGUCGACCUUCCACAUCCUCGUGCGUAUAGGCGCCAUCCCGCCUUUCCCCCUCGGAAGCGAACCUCGGUCCUCAUGCGCGGGCAUGUCAUGUCUCGUCACCCCGUUUGACGCCCUCGCACUCCUUGUCAUCGCUCUGGGCCAUGAUGUAGGCCAUCCGGGUGUCAACAACAUGUUCCUCGUCAAGCUCAAUGCUCCCCUUGCCCAGCUCUACAACGACAGAUCUGUUCUCGAGGCCUUUCACUGCGCUGCUUACUCCCAGAUACUCCGCCGGCACUGGCCCGCUGUCUUCCAAGAUACAGAGAUGCGCACACUUAUGAUUAGCUCCAUCCUCGCUACCGAUAUGGGCAUCCACAAUCACUUCAUUGAUGAGCUCGGUAAACUCAGGGGUAGGUAUGCAGCUGACGGCAGAAAGGUGGAUUCCUGGAUCGAGAAAGACAUCAGAGACUAUCGAGUUCUGCUGUGCGCCCUCAUCAUCAAAUGCGCCGACAUCAGCAACGUCGCACGCCCGUUCAAGGUUGCAGAACAGUGGACCGACGUCCUGCAGCUAGAGUUUGCUAACCAAGGAGAAAUGGAAGUAAAUAUUGGUAUAGCAACCUCUCUCUUCGGUGGUCCGCCAGAGCUAGGCAACUUUAUCAAAAAGGCAAAGGGACAGGUUGGGUUCAUGGACAUAUUCGGCCUCCCUCUCUUCGACGGAGUAACCGACAUCCUCCCUGACCUUGCCUUUGCCGCCAACACCAUACGAAGCAACAGAUUCAUCUGGGCUAAGCUCAUGGAACAUGAAGAAGUGCUGGCCGAACACCGCGCUCGCAAUUGCAGCACUCCGCGCUGUCAAGGCACCGAUCCGUCCUGGGAGGAAUGCAGAAAGCGUCUUAUAGAAGAGGGCCCGGCGUCCAUGGGAUACACCAUCCAGCACCGUUCGCCGCCCCAUUCACCCAUUCGAUCCCCGCCUCAGCUGGAUGGAGAAGCAGAUACCACCAACAUCCAGGCAGCAACAACAACAACUACUACUACUACUACUGCUGCUACUCCCGCCGCUGUUGGACCCACGACCAAUGUCCCCGUCAUCAUCAAUGGUAUCCACCACGCCAAUCGACAAUCGCAGCGAUCAGCAGGCCGGUCGUCGGUCCAGAACACUGCCCGCACAAUCGACUCUGGCAGCGGCUGUAGCGGUAGUGGCGGUGGAGUACGCACCCAAAGCACAAGCACCUACACAAACAAUACACUAAUCACUCCGCUUUCUUCAACCACUCAGGCAAGCAGCGUCAUAAGCGCCGGAAGCAGCUUCGAGGAAAAAGAUGGUACCUGUCAGUUACACCAGCGCAUCAGCCUAAAUCCAAAUACCAUGCACCAUCAUCAUGUUCGUCGUUGUGAUCAGGCAAAGCCGGACGAUGUCGCCCUUGUCGGCGCUGCCAGCACUACCACCGCUAGUAGCUACACGUCCAGCAUUGCUCAGAACGAGAACGAAGACGAGCAUGAUCACGAUGGCGGCCACCAGAAUAUGUAUGCUGACGAGAACCUGUCGUCUCCAGUCAACGCUUUACCCUCUACGACUGAUGGAACAAGCAGCCAUCAGCACCCACAGAGCCAGUCGCAGACGCAGACAUGGUAUGAGCGAGCCACCAAUAACAAGGCCGGCGAGAGACGAUCAAAGUUCAUCACUGGCCUGUUCGAAAAGGCCAGUUCCAACAAUAAUAAUAACCCUGCUACCACUACCCACAGCACCAAAGGCAACCACCCAGCUGGCCUGACAUACUCAAAAUCCGCCCAGUCAACACCCACAGUACAUAACAACAGUCACAACCACCAUCACAACCAACACACUCGCGGACGACGUGGCGGCCCAACAAGCCACCCUCGCUCAACCCCUUCCAGCCCCCCCUUGCCCCCAUCCACCCUCCCAUUUGACUCCGACGACGGUAAUAAUGACCCUCUUUCCUCUCUAUCGCCCAACCAUGCAACGAUGCCGCUCCCCCGACGCCGCUCCCGGCUACGUCUAGCCUUCUGGCGGAGGUCGAAACACCAUGGCCAGGGGCCCGGCCACCCCCAUUCUCCGCCGCAAUCUGACUCGGCGCCGUCAACAACGGCAUCAGCAUCAAGCAUGAUGAGCGCUUCUGACCAUUAUUAA